AUGGGCAUAAAAGGGUUACUACCCUUGCUCAAGUCGAUUCACAAGCACUGUACUCUCAAAAAAUUCGCCGGCCAGACAAUCGGCGUGGACGCCUACGGAUGGCUGCAUCGAGGAGUGGUGGGGUGUGCCUUUGCCCUGGCCCUUGAUAAGCCAACGACCAUACACAUUGAUUUUGUCUUAAGCCGGGUACGGAUGCUUCUGGACUUUGGGGUCACUCCAUAUCUGGUCUUCGACGGAGACAAUCUACCUAGCAAAGCCGGAACAAACGCUGCGAGAGGAAAGAAAAGAGAAGAGAGCAAAGCACUGGGUCUGGAACUGCACAGAGCGGGCAAGUCCUCGCAAGCCCAACAGGAACUUCAAAAGGCCGUGGACGUAACCCCUCUUAUGGCCCGACAAUUGAUCGAAGAACUGAAGAAGCUUAACGUACAGUACGUCGUGGCUCCAUACGAAGCGGACGCUCAGCUGGUGUAUCUCGAACAAAACGGCAUAAUAGAUGGGAUUUUGUCCGAAGACUCGGACCUUCUCGUGUUCGGUGCGAAGCGCUUGUUGACGAAACUCAAUCAAUAUGGCGAACUUGUUGAAGUCGAGCGGGCCGACUUCGCCUUGUGCAAAGAGCUUAGCCUGGCGGGAUGGACUGACUCAAUGUUUAUGAGAAUGGCCAUCCUCAGUGGGUGCGACUAUCUGCCCAAUAUCGGCAAAAUGGGGCUGAAGACCGCACAUGCGUAUGUGCGAAAGUAUAGGGACAUCGAAAAGAUCCUCCGCAUGGUCCAAUUCGAGGGCAAAAUGGUGGUACCAGACAAAUAUUUGGAGCGGUUCCGGCAGGCUGAGUUAACAUUCUUGCACCACCGAGUGUUCUGCCCAAUCGCGCAAAAGAUGGUCUUUCUAAACGACCUCGGCCCGGGAUUGCUGGAGUCCGACAUGCCAUAUCUUGGUCCCUAUAUCGAUCCAGCGACCUCACUUGGUGUUGCAUGCGGUGAUCUAGAUCCCUUCUCGAAGAGGCCUAUAUUGCUGGGCGCAGUCAAGUCCGGAUCUCGACCAGUCCUCGGUGAGAACAGGAGACAGAGUUACGCGCCGGCGACAGAGUUGAAGCCCGGGAAGUCGAUUGAGACAUUCUUCAAACCCCAACGCCAGCCCCUUGCUGAGCUGGACCCCAACAGCCUGACACCUUCUCCCUCGCAAGGUCGACUUCUUGAACGCAAUCGAAAUGCUUCCUGGGAGCCGAGGCUAGUGUCUUCUGCCCCGGCCCUUAGACGCAGUGUCUUCUCGCAGCAGGGGCGGCCAACCGACUCAGAUCGGUCGAGUUUUCUCGUACGAGCCUCCAGACUGUCCACAUACCAAGCGCCGAAGCGCCAAAGAUUAUGUUCCGAUUCUAUAGGACCUUCGCCACCCAAAGAAUUAAAGCAAAGCCCGUUCUUUUCAUCCAAAAUCGAGCAGUCUAGUCCACUGGCGCAGAAGCAGGCUAGGGCGAAGAGGGGCAAGAAAGCCGGGUUUGAUGUCUUUUCAGAUGACUCUGUUGACGAGAUGUUGUUAAACUGCGAAGUUCAGCAAGUUGCUAGUCCUGAACAGAGUUCAGCCGCCAACAAUGACGUCCAGGGCGACAGUGAAUGUGUCUCUGGAGAUCAAGAUGCCUUACAAACCAUACCUCAGUCGUCGCCAGUCAUCGGCCCGGCUUCCAUAACUUCUCUCUCCCCCAUCUGCACCUCCUCUCCGUCGAGCAGAAGUUUCCCUGAUGAGGUCCCUGCAAGACGAUGUGCUGCUAGGGAGAUCAGCCAAGAUGAUGACCCCAGUGCCUUUGAGGACUUGCUUGAUUACCAUGUUCGGCAACAGAAUGAGGCUCUGUUACAGAAGUUCGCUUUCCAGCCUGGAGAGGGAACGGGCACAAUCAAACGCUCUCCAGGAUCUUCGCGGAAACCUUGUCAGACAUUUACGGCACUGUCACCAGCGGCGCAAAUCGCUGCGUUGAAGAAGCUGCCACAAACAGGGAAAAUUCAAACGCUGUGCAGUGAGGUCAAAUUACACCGAACAUUUGGUCAGCAGUCACCUGAAGUCCAACAAUCUGCCCUUAAGUCACUUGGCCAGCAGAGGGCAUGCCGAACAUCGAACCUGAUGAAAACGACGCAGGCUUCAAUCAGCAGCGAGCGAAUCAAACCAUUGCUGAGUCAAGACAACGAGUUGAGUGCGAAACUCCCUGGCACAGGCGAACUACGAGGUAGUGAGGAUGCGAUAGUGCCGAACAGCGACGAUGAAGGCUCGGAGAUAGGGUCACCCGUGCGGAAGUCCAGGUUGGACCUUAGUUCAUUUGCGUUUGUCUCUGCGUAA
Capronia epimyces CBS 606.96 is the source of this 2319-nucleotide messenger RNA. RefSeq lists its product as uncharacterized. Lineage: Eukaryota; Fungi; Ascomycota; Eurotiomycetes; Chaetothyriales; Herpotrichiellaceae. The transcript has 2 exons. Gene Ontology annotation, biological process: DNA recombination; mismatch repair; DNA double-strand break processing. Gene Ontology annotation, molecular function: 5'-3' DNA exonuclease activity; metal ion binding; DNA binding. Gene Ontology annotation, cellular component: nucleus. The record is from RefSeq and is a predicted model, not a curated record. Bases 1 to 2319 code for a protein of 772 amino acids.